Molecule: messenger RNA, 1741 nt
Organism: Monopterus albus (swamp eel)
Lineage: Eukaryota; Metazoa; Chordata; Actinopteri; Synbranchiformes; Synbranchidae
Gene: hoxc11a
Product: homeobox C11a
Exons: 2
Coding region: 51-1001 (316 amino acids)
Biological process (GO): anatomical structure development; regulation of transcription by RNA polymerase II
Cellular component (GO): nucleus
Molecular function (GO): RNA polymerase II cis-regulatory region sequence-specific DNA binding; DNA-binding transcription factor activity, RNA polymerase II-specific
Source: RefSeq, a predicted model, not a curated record
GCUCCUAUCCAAAACAUCUAUCUAUAGUACGGAGUACGGCAGAGAGAAAGAUGUUUAACUCGGUGAAUCUGGGGAACUUCUGCUCCCAGACGCGCAAAGACCGGACAUCCGACUUUGGGGACAGGGCAGGCUGCGCGUCCAACAUCUACCUCCCCAGCUGCACCUACUACGUUCCCGAGUUUUCUGCCGUCUCCUCGUUUCUUCCACAGGCCCCGUCCCGGCAAAUUAGCUACCCUUAUUCCACAAAUCUGUCUCAAGUACAGCCGGUACGGGAAGUUUCAUACAGCUUGGACCCUGCCAGCAAAUGGCACCACAGAAGCAAUUAUGCAUCGUGCUACUCGGGAGAGGAUCUGGUGCAUAGAGACUGUCUUCCACCAUCCACCAUGACAGAAAUGCUCAUGAAAAACGAGAGCGUGUACAGCCAUCACCAUCACCAUCACACCCACCCGGGCUCCAAUCACCCCUCCACGGGUUUUUACUCUGGUGUGGGGAAGAAUAACGUUCUCCCGCAAGGUUUCGACCGCUUUUUCGAGACCGCAUACUGCAGCAGCACAGACAAUCAGUCAGACAAUUGUUUACAGAAGGGCGAGGGGGGAAAGCUGGAAGGCGACUCCCAGCAGCAGCAGAAUCCACAGCAGCCCUCUGUUCCCGGAGCUCCGGAGCAGGAAAAAGAAGCAGAAGAUGAGGAGGAACAAACAAAUUCAGGCUCGUGUACCUCUUCUUCCGCAACAACCAAGGACGGCAACGCCAGCAAGAGCAGCCACUCGAGCACCCCUCGCACAAGGAAGAAGAGGUGUCCAUAUUCCAAGUUUCAGAUCCGAGAGUUGGAGCGGGAAUUCUUCUUUAACGUUUACAUCAACAAAGAGAAAAGGCUUCAGUUGUCCCGAAUGUUAAACCUGACCGACCGCCAGGUCAAAAUUUGGUUUCAGAAUAGAAGAAUGAAAGAGAAGAAGCUGAGCAGAGAUCGCCUCCAGUACUUCUCUGGAAACCCUCUAUUGUGAACAGGAGCAGUCACGGUCAGUGACGUUAAGGCCUACUCGUUAUCUCACUGAAUUGUAAUCCUGGACAUAAUCAUUUUCUACAGGAGCUCAUAUCACCAACAGUGCAAUGUUAAAGUGGACAGUGGCAGUAAUAGUCCUGCAUGGGAUGAAGUCGCCAUUUUCUUAUUGCCAUACGGCGGCAUUGCGUUUCCAGCAGGUUCCCAGUCAGGCCUACAUACUGUAGAAUAAUCAUUUAUAAUCUGUUCUCUGAUAUGUCCUUCUAUUUAUCGCGGAUCUCGUUGUGUUUAUUCUAUUGGUCCUAUAGACCAAUUUGUUAAUACUAUCAAAUGUAACAAACAAUUCUUAUUGCGCAAACAGUUUUUAGCUCUUCGCCUUCUCUCUGGUACACAGCAAAUCACUGUCUAAUUAUUUCCCGACCAGAGUAAUGUUGUAUCACAUCUUCAGGCUGCGGUGUUGGCCACCGAGAACUGUGACGUCCAAUCUGUGAAAUAUAUCUCCUUGUACAGAAUAGCCUAUAUGCACUGUGCAUUCAUGACUGUAAAUAGACGUAUGCUGAAUGUCCUCCCCCUUAUCCCUGCUGCUAUUUUUCACUACAGUUGUCAUACACCUUUAAACAGCUUUAAUUCCAACAGUCGUUAAAUUAUUUGCUUAAAACAUUGGUGCUUUGGAUUUCAGACAGAAGGGAAAAAGUGUCAGCCUGUGUAUCCUUAAUAUAAUACCUAUGAAAUAAACAGACACAU